Messenger RNA from Bacillus rossius redtenbacheri, 2562 nucleotides. Its product is annotated as facilitated trehalose transporter Tret1-like. Gene Ontology annotation, molecular function: transmembrane transporter activity. Gene Ontology annotation, biological process: transmembrane transport. Gene Ontology annotation, cellular component: membrane. Bases 212 to 1684 code for a protein of 490 amino acids. The transcript is spliced from 5 exons. Lineage: Eukaryota; Metazoa; Arthropoda; Insecta; Phasmatodea; Bacillidae. The record is from RefSeq and is a predicted model, not a curated record.
AAUAACUAGAAAAAAAUAAGAUAACACACUACUUAUCUGGAAAACCGAGAUUGAAGCACGAGCUGAAAGAGGUUAUUUCGAACUUCGCCUGUUAGAAGCUGAAGACGUCUCAAACGUACAUGUCUCAUCACCGUCCAACGGGCCCGUGCAAAAGUGACCAAGCGCCAACUGUGGGCGGCGGCGACACCAGUGCCAGAGCGAGCGACACGCGAUGGACACCGGCCAGAAGUUCGGGAACCUGCCGACAGGAAGCGCGCCUGUCGCCAGAUCGGUACCUGUGUGGCCCCAACACGUGGCUGCCCUUCUGGCCACGCUGUCGACCAUGAGCGCGGGCAUCGUGAUCGGCUGGUCGACCACGGCGCUGCCCUACCUGGCCGAGGAGCUGGCCGAGCUGGAGGUGUCACAGGAGGAGGGCUCGUGGCUCAGCUCGCUGUCCGCGCUGGGCGCGUUCGCCGGCGCCGCGCCCGCCGGCCUGCUCGCCGACCGCUUCGGCCGCAAGAGGGUGCUGCUGGCCCUCGGGGCGCCCUUCAUCGUCAGCUGGCUGAUGCUCGUGGCGGCCCACCACAGCCUGCCGGUGGUCUAUGCCGCUCGCUUCAUCGCCGGCCUGGGCACGGGAGGCUCCUUCGUGCUGGCGCCCAUCUACAACGAGGAGAUCGCCGAGGUGCGCAUCCGGGGCACGCUCGGCUCCUACGCCGAGGUGAUGCUGUGCUUGGGCGUGCUCUACGUGUUCGUCAUGGGCACGAUCCUGCCCUUCGUGUGGUCGCAAGUGGCGUGCCUCUUGGUGGUGCUGUUGUUCCUGUGCGCCUUCGCUUGGUUGCCCGAGUCCCCCGUGUACCUCGUGAAGAAGGGUCUGGCCGACGAGGCGCAGCGGGCCCUGGCCUGGCUCAGGGGCGCCGACGACCCUCGCGACCCUGCCGUCCAGAAGGAGCUGCAGGCCAUCGAGGGCUUCGUGCACGAGUCCCAGCAGGUCCGGGAGAAGCCGAAGACGUCGAGGAGGAGGCUGCCGGUGUCGUCCAACACCCUGAAGGUGACGGGCAUCGUGUACGGCCUGAUGAUCCUCCAGCAGAUGAGCGGGACCUCGGCGUUCAUGUUCAACCUGGUGAGCGUGUUCCGGGACGCCGGCGUCGACAUGUCGGCCCACGUCGCCUCCAUCAUCGUCGCCGCCGUGCAGCUGGCCGGCGGGGUGCUGGCGGCGCUCGUCGUCGACCGCCUGGCCCGGAGGCUCCUGCUCGUCGCGUCCAUGUCCGUCAUGGCGGUCUGCCUGGUCGCCAUCGCCGUCUACACCCGCCUGCACCUGGGCGGCGCCGUCGACACGUCGCGCGCCAGCUGGCUGCCCUUGCUCGCGCUCUGCGUCUACGUGAUCGCCUUCGAGCUGGGCAUCGGCACCCUGCCGUGGCUCAUGAUGGCCGAGCUGGCGCCCAGCUCGUCGCACGGCUUCGUCUGCGGCUCGUCCGUCAGCGUCAACUGGCUGGUCAUGUUCGCCGUGACCAAGACCUUCGGCGACAUGGUGGCCGGCGCGGGGCUGGCCAUGACGUACGGCGUGUACGCGGUGUUCAUGGUCGUCGGCGCGGCGUUCGCGCACUGGUGCGUGCCUGAGACUAGCGGCAAGACGCGCGAGCAGAUACAGCACGAGCUCAAGUACGGCAGAGCUGCAUCGCCCUCGGACCUGGAGCGCGCGUCGUGAUGUGGUUCCAGACCAGGGGCGCAACAACAGGGGGGGGGGGGGCAAGGGUAUUUUGCUCCCCUUCUGAAACCCUGAAGUGGGGCCAAACGGGGGCAAAGAAAGUGCCCUGUAAUCAAUUUUUAGAUAAUAAAACUGCUUAAUUAGCACCAUUUUCCACCUUGAAAUAAAAAUUUUCCCCGGGGGAGGACCACCGGACCCCCUGCUUCAAUAGGGGGGGAUCUAUCAUUCUUUAUAAAUGUUAUAUUGCUCCCCCCUCUUUGGAAAUUUAGUUGUUGCACCCCUGUUCCAGACACAUGUUCCCCACGAGGGUGGGGCAGGGUGGACCCGAGCCUAGAGGGGGACAUUGGCCCCACAAGGGUGGGUCUGGGUGGACCCCUGGAUCCAGGGACCAGCACUGCUUAUUUCUAAAUGUCUAACUAUUUAAAUUUAUUUACAAACUAGUAAAAAAAAAUGAAUAUUUUUUUAUCCAAUGAAAUUUUAGAAGAUUUUACAAACACUUACAGCUAAUUUUAUUUUCCUGUAACUUUUUUCAUUUUUUAUCUUAGUGUGUGAAAUAAAUGUAAAUACUUGCUGAGGUUAUUAUUUUAAAGUAAAAUAAAUUUUAUAAAUACAGCUUAGUUUUGGACUUACAAAAUAGUAACCAUAAAAUUAUACACUGUAUUUUCAGGUUAAAUAACAUUAAAAAAAAGUGUAGUUAAAAAAUAACAAUGCAGUUAUAAUGUAGCACGUGACUGUAAAAUUUGGGAAGGCCCGUAAUCGUAUGUGGGGACCAUGUGUUACAGUGCAGAACACUUUUACGAAGUUGCCGCUUACCUCUAUACAUUAUCUUUUUCUAUUAAAGAUCUUCUGCCUGGCAUUUUUAAUUUUCUUCCCUCCAU